GAGGGGCGGUGCCCGGGCUGGGGGGCGGAGGCAGGCGGCCGUGGCUCCUUCCCCGGACGCUCUUUCCUUCCUCCUCUUGCUCCUCCUCCUGCCUCUCUUCGUUCCUCCCGCCUUUCUUCGCUCCUCCUGCAAACGCGGUGGGGGCUGCUUGGCCGCCAGGAGCAGCAAGAGACAGGGCAACCUGAGAGACUGGACCAGCGCUGCACUGGGUAAUUUACUGGUAGGAAAAAUAAUCCCCAAGGACAUUGAAGUGAGCUUCAGGAUGGCAAAAGAGGAGCCCCGGAGUAUCUCAAGGGACUUGCAGGAGCUGCAGAAGAAGCUGUGUUUGCUGAUAGAGUUCUUCCAGAAUAACCCAAAGGUGAUGGCCUUUACAAAGUCUCCACUGGGUCAGUACUUGGACAGACAUCCAUUUCUGGCCCUCGCCUUGCUGGUGUUCAUCGUCACAUCGGCUGUUCCUGUUGGGUUCUUCCUGCUCCUCGUGAUCCUUACCACCCUGGUUGCUCUGGUCGGGGUCAUAAUACUGGAAGGACUGGUCAUCUCUGUGGGUGGUCUCUCACUGUUCUGCAUUCUCUGUGGCUUGGGCUUCAUAUCACUCGCCCUGUCGGGGAUGAUGAUGGCAUCCUAUAUAAUAGCCUCCAGCCUCGUCAACUGCUGCUUUUCUCCCAGCAGACCACUGACACAGCAAAACCCCAAUGGCGACUGUCAGCUGGCCAUGAAAGCCGCAGACUUCAAGGGGCUUUACCAGGAAUGAGUGGCUGCUCGGAGGCUGGGCUUCUUUUCAAGCACUGCUGGAUCAUACUCGCCCCUUGGGAUUAUGGCU
Molecule: messenger RNA, 820 nt
Organism: Sapajus apella (tufted capuchin)
Lineage: Eukaryota; Metazoa; Chordata; Mammalia; Primates; Cebidae
Gene: LDAF1
Product: transmembrane protein 159
Exons: 5
Coding region: 263-751 (162 amino acids)
Source: RefSeq, a predicted model, not a curated record